AUGAAACAAAGAUUUUCAGCACUCGAUAUCCGAGCAACAGUGUCCGAUUUGAGAGAAAGGCUCGUUGAUCUUAGGUUACAGAAUAUCUACGAUAUAAACUCAAAAACUUAUCUUCUCAAGUUUUCAAAGCCGGAUAGAAAGGAACUUUUGUUGAUUGAAUCUGGAUUUCGAAUUCAUACAACACAAUUUUCUCGUGAUAAGUCGAUAACUCCAUCGGCUUUCUGUAUAAAGUUGCGAAAACACAUUAGAACAAGAAGAUUGAUCAAUGUCAGACAACUCGGUAUUGAUAGAAUUAUUGAUUUUGAAUUUGCUGGUGCUUCAGAAGGCGCCUCAUAUCAUAUUAUAGCUGAGUUUUACGCAUCGGGUAAUAUUAUUUUUACCGAUCAAGACUAUACCAUUUUGACUUUGAUACGUAUCGUUCAACAAGAGCAAAUGAUAGUUGGUCAAAAAUAUAAUGUUAAUACCGUUGCGCGUGUUGCUGAACCAGUAACACGAUCACGAUUAAAAGAAGCAUUAACUACUUCAUCUAAUAAAGAAGCCAAAGAACCAUUAAGAAAGAUUUUAAAUACUAGGUUGAAUUACGGACAGGCGCUGACUGAGCAUGCGAUUCGUUUUGCUCAAUUGGAUCCUAAUAUGAAAGUUGGAACAAUAGACAUUUCUGAUGAUUCGGAGCAUUUUAUUGCAUUAGAAGCAGGAUUUAAAGAUGCAGACCGCAUUUUAGAAGAAAGUGCAAAAAUUAAGCAAAAGGGAUAUAUAAUCAUGCUCCACCAUUCGGAACGUUCUUCCACAGCAGGUGAAAUUUCACAACAAGAUGAUGAAUGGGAUACCUAUGAUGAGUUCCAUCCCUUUCUUUUCGAACAACACAAAUCUAAAUUAUAUAAAGAAUUUGAUUCGUUUGACUUAGCGGUUGAUGAAUAUUAUUCUUCUAUGGAAAGUCAAAAAUUAAUUAUUAAGCAGAAAAAUCAAGAAAAGGCUGCGUUCAAGAAAUUGGAAGCUAUCAAAAAAGAACAAUAUUCACGCGUCGAAAACCUUCAAAAUGCUCAGUUAUCAAAUAUUCGCAAAGCUAAAUUAAUUGAAAGUAAUGUGGAUAUGGUAGAUCAAGCAAUUUUGGUUAUAAGAAAUGCAAUUGCUACUUCUAUAGAUUGGAAAGAUUUGGAAAAUUUAGUACUAGAAGAAAGGAAGAAAAACAAUCCUUUAGCGGAAGUAAUCGUUGGAUUUAAGUUGGAAUCAAACCAGAUCACCUUAUUAUUAAGAGAAUACGAAAAAGAUGAUGAGGCAUUUUAUGAUUCUUCUGAUACUGAAUCCGAAAAUGAAAACAACACGCCCCAACAAAUAGUACAAGAAAAAGUUGAUGUUGACAUAUAUUUAUCCGCAUUUGCGAAUGCAAGAAAGUACUAUGAUGUUAAAAAGCAAUCUGCUUUUAAACAAGUUAAAACAUUAGCUGCAGCGGAUAAAGCCUUCAAAAGUGCCGAACAGAAAAUUAAACAAGAUCUUAAGGAGACGAAAAUUACAGCGUCUAUCAACAAGAUCCGUAAACCUUUUUGGUUUGAAAAGUUUUUUUGGUUUAUUUCUUCGGAAAAUUAUCUUGUUAUUGCUGGACAUGACAUGCAACAAAAUGAGCUGAUAGUUAAAAAACAUCUUCGUAAAGGGGAUUUGUAUGUUCACGCUGAUUUACAUGGUGCUGCAUCAGUUGUUAUUAAAAACCCUAAUGAGGGUCAACCAAUACCCCCGAGCACACUUUUUCAAGCCGGAAUCAUGUCCGUUUGUCAAAGUAAAGCAUGGGAGGCUAAAAUAAUAACAAGCGCCUUUUGGGUUAAUGCAGAUCAGGUUUCCAAAACCGCUCCGACAGGAGAAUAUCUUACAACGGGUUCUUUUAUGAUUCGAGGUAAAAAGAAUUUCCUGCCCCCGGUUCAAUUGGUUUACGGUUUUGGUUUCCUCUUUCGAUUGGAUGAACAAAGUAUUGCAAACCAUUUGCAUGAACGUCGCCCAAUAAGAAAUGAAGAAGAAUUGGACGAUAAUAUUCAAGCACCAAUAGAAGAGCAAGAAAUCAAGGAUGAGUCAUUGAAUGGUGACGAUAUAGAUACGCCUGAAGACAGAGAAGAUUUUGAAUUACAUUUAGAAUACUUAAAAAAACCAGUAGAUCAGGAUAAAAAUGAAUUUAACGGAAUUGCCACUAAACAAGAGGAAAAUCAAGAAUCGCAACAUCAGCAACAACAACUAGGUCUAGAUGAGUCUAUUGAUGACACAUUGCCCGCUAAAAAUGUUCAUUCUAUUGAUAUUUCGAAAUGGGACAAAUAUAAUUUGGAUGAUUAUGGCGUAGAUCAAGAUGAUGCAGUUCAAGGGAGUGAAAAGCCAGCCACUAAAAAGAAAUAUAUAUCAGCUAAAGAAAGAAAGACUUUGAAAAAGCAAAGACAAGUUAGCAUAGGAGAUACCAUUUCUGGAGGAAUGGAUAGUAACCAACAAAUUAAUAAGAAAGAAGAUUCAAACGCUGCGGGUCAAGAAAAGCGGACAAAACAAUCAUCUCAGUUACCUCGCGCUCCAAAAAAUAAAGGAAAGAAAGGCAAAAAAGAACCUAUAAACUCAAAUGCAUCAAAACCAAAUAAGAGAAACAAUAUCACUGAUGGAGAACAAAAUAUAUCAACACCUUUCCGUAUUGAGGACCAAGAUAUAUCUUCACAUAAUCCAGAAACCGAUCAAGAUUUUAAUGAGCAGCAAUUAAAUGAAGAAGAAGAAAUUCGACAACUUCUUAAGGAAGAAAACAUUACUUUAUUGGAAACAGAGACUUUGGAAAGUUUGACAGUGUUGGAUACAUUGACAGGAUUACCGCUGCCCGAAGAUAAUCUACUUUUCGCUGUCCCAGUUUGUGCACCAUAUAUCUCUUUACAAAAGUAUAAAUACAAGGUCAAAUUAACUCCUGGAUCAACGAAGAAAGGAAAAGCAUGUAAGACAGCUACAUCGUUCUUUUUAAGCGAUCCACAGUUGACACCACGAGAGAAAGAACUUAUUAAAAGCGUGCCUGACACAGAAAUGAUAUCAGUGAUGUUGGGUAAAUGUAAAGUUUCAGCACCAAAUAUUGAACAAGCUAAAAAAUUUGCAAAGAAAGCUGCAAAAAUAGCAUCAAAAGAAGCAGCAGCUAGUCGAAUAAAAUCAAACGUCUAG
Molecule: messenger RNA, 3159 nt
Organism: Funneliformis caledonium
Lineage: Eukaryota; Fungi; Glomeromycota; Glomeromycetes; Glomerales; Glomeraceae
Source: the annotation of a GenBank genome assembly